UUUCCGGCUGUUCCUCCUAGAGGCACCUGGCAGUAGGUGUGAGGUGAUCUAGCCUGGCUCCCAGCGUAGCCUGGCUCCCUGGUGUCUGAUGAUGAGUUUGACCCCCUCCAGGGGAUGCCUCCUGGACCUGCCCUGGGAAGACAUCUUGGUUCCACAUAUCCUCUGUCAUCUGCCAUUGCAGCAGCUCCUGAGCCUGCAGAGGGUCAGCAAGUCGUUCCAGUCUCUCAUCCAGCUGUACCUGGCCAACAUGCGCUGCUUUGACUCAAGCCAGAUCGGACCUGCCAUCCCGCGAGCUGCUUUUGUUAACCUGCUGAAGGACAACGAAGUACUGCAGCAGCUGGCGCUCCAGAACUGCUCCGACUGGCUGACAGACAGGGAGCUGCUCCCGGUCAUCGGGCAGAACCACCACCUGCACCAGAUCCAGCUAAAGGGCUGCGCCCAGCUCAGCCGCCACGCGCUGGUGGCCAUCUCGCUGAGCUGCCCCAACCUGCGCCGGCUCUCCCUGGCUCACUGCGAGUGGGUGGACAGCCUGUCCCUGCGCAGCCUGGCUGACCACUGCAAGGCACUGGAGGCUGUGGACCUGACGGCCUGUCGCCAGCUGAAGGACGAGGCUAUCUGCUACCUGGUGCAGAAGUGCAGCAGGCUCAAGUCUCUGUCGCUGGCUGUCAAUGCCAAUGUGGGUGACAUGGCGGUCGAGGAGAUUGCCAAGUGCUGCCCCGAGCUGGAGCACCUGGACCUCACGGGGUGUCUGCGAGUCAAGAAUGACUCCAUCAGGGUCCUGGCCGAGUACUGUCCCAAGCUGCGCUCGCUGAAGGUGAAGCAUUGCCACAAUGUGGCCGAGUCCAGCUUGAGCAUCCUCCGAAGUCGUGGCGUGGAGCUGGAUGUGGAGCCUCCGCUGCAGAGGGCUCUCGUUCUCCUGCAGGACGUGGUUGGCUUCGCUCCUUUCAUUAACCUCCAGAUCUAGAACUGUUGUUGCCGGGGAGGGGGGGACUGACAUGACACUGGGAUCCCGGGAGGAUGCCAGAACUGGCUGCUGCGGAGA
Fulmarus glacialis (Northern fulmar) is the source of this 1042-nucleotide messenger RNA. RefSeq names its product F-box and leucine-rich repeat protein 15 (gene FBXL15). Bases 89 to 964 code for a protein of 291 amino acids. The record is from RefSeq and is a predicted model, not a curated record. Lineage: Eukaryota; Metazoa; Chordata; Aves; Procellariiformes; Procellariidae. Gene Ontology annotation, molecular function: protein binding. The transcript has 3 exons.